Messenger RNA from Exophiala viscosa, 1513 nucleotides. Its product is annotated as heterokaryon incompatibility protein-domain-containing protein. The transcript is spliced from 2 exons. Lineage: Eukaryota; Fungi; Ascomycota; Eurotiomycetes; Chaetothyriales; Herpotrichiellaceae. The coding region runs from base 264 to 1490 and encodes 408 amino acids. The record is from RefSeq and is a predicted model, not a curated record.
UCGUUGUGGUCAGAGGCCAGGAGAGUAUGGCUGAUGGUGUGACAAAGGCAUUGUGCGCAAUUGCGAAGUGUGGGAAGGAGGUGCUCUCAUUGCAAGCUCAGGUUCACAGCCUCAGCCUCAUGAUGGCCCUCCAUUGAAGUAUCUCCCUUGUUCUUACUACUGGUCCAUGUGUUAGCGAUUGCUGUCGAUAGCAAGAUCUGGGUCGAUGUGCUCGUGCCUUGUCAAACGGUCCGCAAGUCCGAAACAUCACACGAUAGGGAAGAAUGGUUCGGUUGAUCAAGACUGACGAUCUUUCCGUGCGUGUAUACGAGGGCCGCAAUGUUCCAGGAUAUGCAAUCCUUUCGCAUCGCUGGGAAGCUGGCGAGAUCAGCUUGCAGGAAUUGCAAGGCAAUCUCAAUCAACACAAGGCAGGCUGGCUGAAACUUCGACGAUUUUGUCAAUUUGCAGAUUACAAGGGCCAUCGAUUUGUUUGGAUAGACACCUGCUGCAUCGACAAGACCAGCAGCGCUGACCUCUCCGAAGCUAUCAACUCGAUGUUCAAGUGGUACCGCCGAGCAGAAAGAUGUUAUGCCUAUUUGUAUGAUGUGCUACCCAGGGGGGACCUACCUUUUUCGGACUGGAUGCAGAGCUUCAGAUGCAGCGAAUGGUUCGAGCGUGGCUGGACUCUUCAAGAACUUCUUGCGCCUCGCGAAUUGAUCUUCGUGUGCCGAAGUUGGGAGGAGGAAAUUGGCACAAGGACAUCUUUGAGCGAAGAGGUAAAAGAGGCCACUGGAAUCCCCAAGCAAGCUCUGGUGCAAAGUUGGUCUUUGAAGGACGAUCUCGGCAGUCCUAAAUACAGCAUUGCACAGGUCAUGUCCUGGGCUUCUGGCCGUCAUACUACACGAACUGAAGACACCGCGUAUUCCCUGAUGGGUCUGUUCCACAUAAGCAUGCCUUUGCUUUACGGAGAAGGGCAAAACGCAUUCGUUCGACUUCAGCUGGAGAUCAUGAGUAAAUACGACGACUACAGUUUGUUUGCGUGGACUACCUCUCUCCCAAGCCUGUUAUCGGCCCGUAAUCAGGCACUCAAUCAAUCUCUGGAGGUCCCAGGCGGGUAUAGGUGGGGCGGUCUCCUUGCCCCUACGAUUCGUUGUUUCAAGAAUUGUAACAACUAUCGCCGCGUUUUCAUGACAGACGACCACGAUUGCUCACGCUCGAUCUCCAUGACAAGCAGAGGUAUUCAACUUCAGGCCCCGCUUCGAAGACACAGGCAAGGCCGCAACGAGUGGCUUCUGCUGCUGGAUUGUGGCAGAGAGGGAAACCGGAAGCACCGAUUUGGGCUAGUAGUCCAUGCAAAUUUUGACAGAAAAUACGCUAGGCGUCUUCAGGAGGAUGAGGGCUUCAUAACUGACCUGGUGGAUUGUGAAGUCGACACGGAACGGGAACGCUGGUCAGAGUAUGAGCUUUGUAGCUUGGUUAUGACGCAAGACUGGCCGGGCGACCACGAAUGAAUUUUGAAUACCUCUGUGUACAA